This is a messenger RNA of Rhinopithecus roxellana (golden snub-nosed monkey), 6292 nucleotides long. RefSeq names its product potassium voltage-gated channel subfamily Q member 5 (gene KCNQ5). Gene Ontology annotation, cellular component: membrane. The record is from RefSeq and is a predicted model, not a curated record. Gene Ontology annotation, biological process: transmembrane transport; potassium ion transport. The transcript is spliced from 13 exons. Bases 105 to 2876 code for a protein of 923 amino acids. Lineage: Eukaryota; Metazoa; Chordata; Mammalia; Primates; Cercopithecidae. Gene Ontology annotation, molecular function: voltage-gated potassium channel activity.
CCCCGUCGGCCGCCGGCUUCCUCUUUGAAACCCGCCGGCGCACAUGAGGCCGCUGCCCCCGCCGCAGGCGCUGGCGGCCCCCUCGCGGUGCCCGUGGUGAUGCCAUGCCCCGCCACCACGCGGGAGGAGAGGAGGGCGGCGCCGCCGGGCUCUGGGUGAAGAGCGGCGCAGCGGCGGCGGCGGCGGGCGGGGGGCGCUUGGGCAGCGGCAUGAAGGAUGUGGAGUCGGGCCGGGGCAGGGUGCUGCUGAACUCGGCAGCCGCCAGGGGCGACGGCCUGCUACUGCUGGGCACCCGCGCGGCCACGCUCGGUGGCGGCGGCGGUGGCCUGAGGGAGAGCCGCCGGGGCAAGCAGGGGGCCCGGAUGAGCCUGCUGGGGAAGCCGCUCUCUUACACGAGUAGCCAGAGCUGCCGGCGCAACGUCAAGUACCGGCGGGUGCAGAACUACCUGUACAACGUGCUGGAGAGACCCCGCGGCUGGGCGUUCAUCUACCACGCUUUCGUUUUUCUCCUUGUCUUUGGUUGCUUGAUUUUGUCAGUGUUUUCUACCAUCCCUGAGCACACAAAACUGGCCUCAAGUUGCCUCUUGAUCCUGGAGUUCGUGAUGAUUGUCGUCUUUGGUUUGGAGUUCAUCAUUCGAAUCUGGUCUGCGGGUUGCUGUUGUCGGUAUAGAGGAUGGCAAGGAAGACUGAGGUUUGCUCGAAAGCCCUUCUGUGUUAUAGAUACCAUUGUUCUUAUCGCUUCAAUAGCAGUUGUUUCUGCAAAAACUCAGGGUAAUAUUUUUGCCACGUCUGCACUCAGAAGUCUCCGUUUCCUACAGAUCCUCCGCAUGGUGCGCAUGGACCGAAGGGGAGGCACUUGGAAAUUACUGGGUUCGGUGGUUUACGCUCACAGCAAGGAAUUAAUCACAGCUUGGUACAUAGGAUUUUUGGUUCUUAUUUUUUCAUCUUUCCUUGUCUAUCUGGUGGAAAAGGAUGCCAAUAAAGAGUUUUCUACAUAUGCAGAUGCUCUCUGGUGGGGCACAAUUACAUUGACAACUAUUGGCUAUGGAGACAAAACUCCCCUAACUUGGCUGGGAAGAUUGCUUUCUGCAGGCUUUGCACUCCUUGGCAUUUCUUUCUUUGCACUUCCUGCCGGCAUUCUUGGCUCAGGUUUUGCAUUAAAAGUACAAGAACAACACCGCCAGAAACACUUUGAGAAAAGAAGGAACCCAGCUGCCAACCUCAUUCAGUGUGUUUGGCGUAGUUACGCAGCUGAUGAGAAAUCUGUUUCCAUUGCAACCUGGAAGCCACACUUGAAGGCCUUGCACACCUGCAGCCCUACCAAUCAGAAGCUGAGUUUUAAGGAGCGAGUGCGCAUGGCUAGCCCCAGGGGCCAGAGUAUUAAGAGCCGACAAGCCUCAGUAGGUGACAGGAGGUCCCCAAGCACUGACAUCACAGCCGAGGGCAGCCCCACCAAAGUGCAGAAGAGCUGGAGCUUCAACGACCGAACCCGCUUCCGGCCCUCGCUGCGCCUCAAAAGUUCUCAGCCAAAACCAGUGAUAGAUGCUGACACAGCCCUUGGCACUGAUGAUGUAUAUGAUGAAAAAGGAUGCCAGUGUGAUGUAUCAGUGGAAGACCUCACCCCACCACUUAAAACUGUCAUUCGAGCUAUCAGAAUUAUGAAAUUUCAUGUUGCAAAACGGAAGUUUAAGGAAACAUUACGUCCAUAUGAUGUAAAAGAUGUCAUUGAACAAUAUUCUGCUGGUCAUCUGGACAUGUUGUGUAGAAUUAAAAGCCUUCAAACACGUGUUGAUCAAAUUCUUGGAAAAGGGCAAAUCACAUCAGAUAAGAAGAGCCGAGAGAAAAUAACAGCAGAACAUGAGACCACAGAUGAUCUCAGUAUGCUCGGUCGGGUGGUCAAGGUUGAAAAACAGGUACAGUCCAUAGAGUCCAAGCUGGACUGCCUACUAGACAUCUAUCAACAGGUCCUUCGGAAAGGCUCUGCCUCAGCCCUCGCUUUGGCUUCAUUCCAGAUCCCACCUUUUGAAUGUGAACAGACAUCUGACUAUCAAAGCCCCGUGGAUAGCAAAGAUCUUUCGGGUUCUGCACAAAAUAGUGGCUGCUUAUCCAGAUCAACUAGUGCCAACAUCUCGAGAGGCCUGCAGUUCAUUCUGACGCCAAAUGAGUUCAGUGCCCAGACUUUCUACGCGCUUAGCCCUACUAUGCACAGUCAAGCAACACAGGUGCCAAUGAGUCAAAGCGAUGGCUCAGCAGUGGCAGCCACCAAUACCGUUGCAAACCAAAUAAACACGGCACCCAAGCCAGCAGCCCCAACAACUUUACAGAUCCCACCUCCUCUCCCAGCCAUCAAGCAUCUGCCCAGGCCAGAAACUCUGCACCCAAACCCUGCAGGCUUACAGGAAAGCAUUUCUGACGUCACCACCUGCCUUGUUGCCUCCAAGGAAAAUGUUCAGGUUGCACAGUCAAAUCUCGCCAAGGACCGUUCUAUGAGGAAAAGCUUUGACAUGGGAGGAGAAACUCUGUUGUCUGUCUGUCCCAUGGUGCCAAAGGACUUGGGCAAAUCUUUGUCUGUGCAAAACCUGAUCAGGUCGACCGAGGAACUGAAUAUACAGCUUUCAGGGAGUGAGUCAAGUGGCUCCAGAGGCAGCCAAGAUUUUUACCCCAAAUGGAGGGAAUCCAAAUUGUUUAUAACUGAUGAAGAGGUGGGUCCUGAAGAGACAGAGACAGACACUUUUGAUGCCGCACCGCAGCCUGCCAGGGAAGCUGCCUUUGCAUCAGACUCUCUAAGGACUGGAAGGUCACGAUCAUCUCAGAGCAUUUGUAAGGCAGGAGAAAGUACAGAUGCCCUCAGCUUGCCUCAUGUCAAACUGAAAUAAGUUAUUCAUUUUCUUUCCAGGCAUAGCAGUUCCUUUAGCCAUACAUAUCAUUGCAUGAACUAUUUCGAAAGCCCUUCUAAAAAGUUGAAAUUGCAAGAAUCAGGAAGAACAUGAAAGGCAGUUUAUAAGCCCGUUAUCUUUUAAUUGCAUGAAAAUGCAUGUUUAGGGAUGGCUAAAAUUCCAAGGUGCAUCAACAUUAACCCACUCAUUUAGUAAUGUACCUUGAGUUAAAAAGCCUGAGAAACCAAACACAGCUAAUGCUAUAGGGUGUAUGAAUAUGUCAAGUUUAGGUCAUUUAGAAGAUUUGACACUGUAUUUUGAAAUUAUGGGAGUAAACACCUUCAAAUUUCAGGCAUUUCUGCUUUGUGACUAAAUACAAACUACAUUUUCAAGAUUAGGCCAUAAUGUAUAUUUAAACACAAUGGCUAUCAACAGCUGCUAAUAAGGUAUCAACUAAAGCAGAAUUGGGGAACAAUAGAAAUGGCUGCUUAUUUCAAGAUAUAUUUGCCAACCCGUUCCUAUUCAGUCAUUUUAUUAUUAAUGUAAUUUGAAUGUCAGUUUGUGUGCUUUUGGUGAUUUAGCGCUGUGGCAAGCAAUUUUGCACAUCAUUUUCAUGUUGUUCUUUAUGACAAGAAUGUUCUUCAAUUAGAAAAUGUGCAAAUAAUGAAAUUCAGGGCCAGUGGGGCAAAUAGACUAUCUGACAUAUUUGACUUUAUGAAAACGUAUUCCCUGAUGGCAGAAUCAACUUUGUAAGUGGUCAACUUCUACACAAGCGUAUGAAAUACUGAUCGGUAGAACAGCCAUUGUGAUUGGACUGGUUUCUCUGCAGUGGCGCCAACCCCAGGCUUGCCAAUACUGCCCAUGUAAAGGGCAAGUGUGAGAAGCUAUUCUCAUUUUGCUGACAUACAGGUAGGGCCCUGGGGGACAGGACAUUUGAGUGGGACUGAGAUAGGAAAGGCUUGAAAAGAAUCCGGAAACACCACCAGGAAGUUGGCAAAGUAAAAGAAAAUGACUUCCCCCUCAAAGGGCAUGAGAGGGAGAGAAACAAACCAAAAUAGAAGAACUAGACUUUUUAGAAAACGAGUAUUGCUAGGGAAUUCAACUACCUAAUCUUCCCUUAUUCUUAUAUAUAAGCAGAGAAUUUUUGCAAGGUAUUUAUUUUUUAAUAUGCCCUGAAUGUCUUUUGCUAUUAUGUGUACAUUUUGCAUAUGAAAGUCUAAGACGAAACUUCCUUUACUUUUUAUACUGUAGUGAAAAUUUUCUAUUCUUCCCAAGAAUGUUGUCCCAAAUCUGAAAUUACUGGUUCAAUUUCCUGAUAUAAACAUUUACAAUUAGAAGCUAGAUAGUACUGGCAGGGUCUGCACAUCAGAACUUAAAUAUAAUACAGCAGCAAAAAGACCAAGGGAAACAAAACGACAAAUGUAUUUAUCAGAAAGCAAGCAAUGCUGACUGCUUGUUAGAAACCCAUCUGGCUAUCUUAGGUCAUCAGAACUUCAGCCAAUGUAAUGACAUUCAAAAGAAAAGGACAUAAGAGAUAGCAUCAAUUCAAUUAAACCCUAGCCACAGGAGGAUUCAAGAAAGGAAGUUGUUUCCUUGGCAGACAUGAAUGCUGCCCCCAGAAGUACUUCUCCAGCAGCCAAGCAGAAUGAUCAGGGUUAUCAAGUGGAUGUUCAAAGGAAGAAGGAGGCCCUGAACUCCACCAAUCCUCGCCAGUCCUCCCCAGCCCUCCCCAACAGGUUUUCUCAAUCAUUGAUUCUCCCCUGCUUUUCUUCAUUCACUCCUCAUUCAUUCCCUGCCAGUAUGUUGCUUCUGAACUUCACCAGGCCUUAACCAGCCUCCAUCCCCAAGUCAGCCAGCUCUCCGCUUUACCUAAAAUGUGCUUCUCAACCUUUUAGAACCUUGUCCCUUUUGAUAAACAUGGAAAUGUUUAAAGCUUCCUCUUCUCAUCCCACUUGGAUUCUGGGACAGCUGGAAUCAUUUAGAAUCUUUUUGGCUGCUGGAAACACACAGAAGAUAAAGGCUAAAUCUUACACUUCAGUUAAGACUUCGUCAAUCCUUUUAAGCAGUUGUUUCCAUUUUCAAAAUACAGAAUGUUAGUAAAUUAUGAAAAUCAAUUUUUCAUCUUCAUUCAACCUGAAGUGAUGAUUCCCCCUCCCAAGAUUCCCCCUUCCCAAGAACAUUGCAUACACACACAUACACACACACACACCCCUCCACUGAUCUAAAGCCACACACCUGCCAUGACUGGGCAGGCUGUCUCCCAGUAUUAACAGAGGAAGAGGAGGGAGGCAGUCACUUUCAGGUAGCACUGAUUCUUGGACAUACUCUGUCCUGGGUCGAACCCCACUGGCAGCAGGAAUUCUGAAUGUAUUGGGGACCCCUCCCUAGGCCUCGUUAAGCCUCAAACACAGUACAGCUCACCCAGCAUUGCUGAAGACCGAAGAUUCAGAAAGAAAACCUACACACAACACUGAGGUCUUAAUCAUAGCAAAAUGUGAUAAACCAUGUUGUGAAAAACUUUGAUACAUUGAAGCCAUGACCAUUUUGUGUCUAUCUUACUCUAGCACAAAAAUUAGGGGAUGUUAAAAGAUAGUUGUGUGGAAACUGUAAGGUUCUGUCUGUUGCGUUACUCUCUGUGGAAAUGAGAGGGGUCUCCCAUUUACACUAAGCAAAGUUCCAUUGGUCAAUUUUAAUGAUGUCUUGAAGCACAAUUUAGCUGAGCACUGAGUAGCCAUAUGCUUUCUCAGUACAAGUGUGUCUGCCUUCAACAUAUAGGGUUGAUCAAGCUAUUACUUAAUUGCAAAUAUCCCUUGUAUGAGAUUAACUAAAAAAAUUUGGCUAUUUCUGAUCUAAAUGUUUGCAUUUUGUUCAACUAAAUUAAUAUUUGUAGACUGCAAGUUUUGUUUAAAAUAACUUUAUUGAGUUUUUAAGUCCUGAUCUGUUCUAAGGUGCCUUUCUCACCUCCCAUUGAUUCAGUGAUUCUGAAGUUCUUAAUUUGCAAGUAAAAUAAGUCUACUAGAGAGGAAGAAAUCAGGCACAAAGUGACCAAUUCUCAUGCCCAUUUGCAAAGCAAAACUAUAAGGAUGAUGAAACCUGGGUAACUAAAUUAAUGGAUCAUUUCACUAAAUCAGAUUGAGGAAAUAUCAUAAAUAUUAACUUGUCUCCCUAGAAGCUGAUAUUUUUCGCCUUAAAUGACAUGGUUGUGUUUUUGUAAGAGAAACUUAAUCUAAUAUAAUUAUGUGCAUUUAAGUGAGCAGUUCUAAGUCAUGUAUGACAAUGCAAUUAUCUGUUUCCUGAAAACAAAUAAAUCAGGAACACCAUAUCCAUUUCAAGCUACCAUUAAAGUGUAAUUUCCUUUGCUCUCUUUUACUGGGAUUAUUUGUUUUAAAGUAAAACAUUAAAAAGAUGUCUAUAAA